Brassica rapa (field mustard) is the source of this 7231-nucleotide messenger RNA. RefSeq names its product histidine-containing phosphotransfer protein 4. Gene Ontology annotation, biological process: phosphorylation; cytokinin-activated signaling pathway; phosphorelay signal transduction system. Gene Ontology annotation, molecular function: histidine phosphotransfer kinase activity; protein histidine kinase binding. The record is from RefSeq and is a predicted model, not a curated record. Gene Ontology annotation, cellular component: cytoplasm; nucleus. Lineage: Eukaryota; Viridiplantae; Streptophyta; Magnoliopsida; Brassicales; Brassicaceae.
AAAUUAUCAUAUUUGGCAUAAUUAUACAAAUAUUUAAAUAUGUGAGUAACAUUAAAAAUAUAUAGUAAUUAUGUAAAACAAAUAUCUAUAAUAUAAAUGUAAAAAUAUAUUUCCGCACGGUUGUGCGCAUGGAAAUCUAGUCUAUACUAUUAAAAAGGAAUCAUUCUGAAAAAAUCUACUUAAAAAAAGUUGUUGCACCCUUUUCUUAGAUUUAAAUAUUUUUUUGGUCUUAUCUUGUAUAUUUGUAACAAUAAGUUAGUCAAUAACAUUAUACCAUAGAUUUGCCUAUAUUUACUCCUUCCCUUUUUUGAGUUAUCAUAUAAUUGACCAAAUAUUUCUCUAAGAUUACCUUAGUAAAUUAACGUAUUAUUCAAAAUGGUUUGGUCGACUAAAACACAAACUAAAACAAUAAUUGUAUCAACUCUCCAAUAAAUUAUUAUGUCACCCGUCAUUUUAACAGCUUGAAUAAUGUAUUUACGUUCAGAAAAUGCAUACAUAAAAUCACAUUGUUAUCACAUUUUGAUUCAUUAUAUAAGUAGAUUUAUGUUUCCAUACUUUUAACAUGUUAGCAUCAUACUAUAUGGGUUUAUCUGGUAUAACACAAACUACAGUAAUUACUAUGUUUACUUUGUUUUCUAAACGAUGAUAAAACUCAAAAAAAAAAUUGAGAUCAACAGAGAUGAUUUGAAUAAACUGUAAAAAAGCUCAUGUUGGUAUGAUAUGGAACAAAUCGUAACAAACCAUUUAACUAUAAUAAUUUAAUAUAAAGCUUAAAAUCUACUAUUACCUUAUUGAUCAAAUAAUUUCUUAUAAUUUUUAGAUGAUUGAAUAUUUGAAUUUAAUUGAGAUCUUUAGAUAUGAUUUGGAUUUUAUUUAAACUAAGAUUACUGGAUCUUACCAAAUAUCUAACAACUUUGGUAAACGUAACUCUACUAAUAUACUUGCAUCAUCUCAUUAUUUUUCAAUAUACAGAAACAUAAAAUAUAUGUGAAAUAUAGUCUCAUAUUCAUUAUAAAUGAAAUAGACCAAAAUAUACACAUAUAAACUUCAAACUACCACAAAUUUUCUAUAAUUAAUGAAGAUUUGCCACGGUUUAGUAUAAAAUUUAAAGAAGUUAUUGUAUCAUCAAAAUCAAACAGGCUUGGACAUUUUACCCGGACCGAAAAUCUGAAACCGGAACUGAUUCAAAAAUAUUCGAUCCGAAACCAAACCGAAAAUUUAAAGUAUGGAUUGGAUCAGAAAUUGUUCUAUCCAAAAGAACCAGAACCAAAAAAAAAAACAAAUAGACUCGACAUGAUAAAAACCAAUUAAUAACUGACUUAAAAACAUGAAUAUUCAAAACUAUGAUUUUUUGUGUUCUAUUUUCUAUAUUUAUUUUAUGAUUUAGGUAAAAUAUCUUUUUACAAACAACCUUUGUUAUUAUUUUGUUACAUUUUCAAGUAAUAUGAAGCUUAAAAUGUAAAAUCUAGAGUUUAAAAAUAUUUUAUUUUAAUUAUUAAUCAUUUAUUUUAAGUUAUUUUGUAAAAUUUUAAAUAUAUAUACCAAAUUUCGACUAAAUUUUAUAGGGUUUGGGUAUAUCAUGUACUUUUAAGAUCCGAAAAUACAUGAAUUCAAUUUGGAUCCGAAAGUUAAGAGUAUUGUACAUGUAUUUUAAUUAUAGACCAGAACCAAUCCAGACCUGAGAAAAACAGACCCGAAUCCGAGAAGAACCGAUCCAAACCCGAAAAAAAAUUACGAAUACUUAUUGGAUCCAAAUUUCUAGGAUCCAGACCCGAAAAAAUUUGAACCAAACCCAACCCAAAGACCCAAACGUCCAGGCCUAAGUUUAUGAAUGAGCAUCCGGGUACCCAUCUGGGUACGAAUCAGUUCUUUAGAGUAUUAGAGUUUUGAGUUUUUGGGUAGGGUUCGAGUCGGUCCUCUCAGAUACAGUUAUGUUCGGUUCUGAUGUAUAUAAACCUGAAAAUAACCAAAUAACCAAUGUAUCUGAAACACGUUUGUCAUGUUUGUAAUACUUGAAUCGGCCUGAUUUUAAAAUUAUAACUAAUAUAUAUUUACAUUCUGGAUAUCUUAGAAUACUCAUUCGGUUUUCGGUUUAGGUUGUGUAAUUUUUUUUUUUUUAAAUCCGAAUUCUUCGAGUCCUCGACAUUUGGAUCCAAUUAGGUAUUUGAAAUAUUUUCGGUUAUGGUUCCUUUUGGAAUCGAAUCAAAUCGAGUCCAUAAUUCAAGUAACCCUAAAAUACAUGUAAUUUAGGUACGUAUAAUAGUCUAGGUCAAUUUGGAUAUUUAGGAGUAAAUUUUUUUUUUUAAGUAUCCGAAAAGCCGAAAGACAAAAAAUACCUAAAAUAUUAAUUCAUAUCCAACUUUAUUUAUAACCCAAACAAAAUUCGCGCUUUCGAAGCGCGGAUCAAAAUCUAGUAAUAGUAGUUAAAACACCUCCAACGGUGACAUUUUAUGGGUUUCUUAAUAAUUAAAAAAAAAGAGAAUGAUAAGAGAGAGUAGAAAAGUUCUAAUACUAGAUGUUUUUAAAUACCCUUUAAAACUAUCUUGCACACAUGUCACCAUACAAAUGAAUUUACUUUUUAUCAAACAUUAUGAUUUAUUUAAAUAAAUAAAUUCUGAUAAAUUAUUAGUUUUAUUUAAAUUAGGACCUUAGUGCACAAUCCCAACCGUUGAGGUUGCUCUUAGAAAACUACUUUCACUCAUCUCUAUUUUUCUAAAAUAGAAAGUACUAAUUUUUCUCUUUUAUAUUUAGUGGAAAAUAAUAAUUUUUAUUUUUACUAUAUAUUUUGAUCAAUGUUAUUUUAAAGUACUAUAUAAUUUGGUACCAAUGUUGAUAUGAUGGUAUUUUUAGUUGGGAUGAGUAAAUGAAAAUGAAUAACAUGCUAUGUCGGAAGACGGUCCCCUAUGAUUUAACGUAAACUAGGCUGUAUAAUUUAUAUUACUUUUACGAUUGUGAUUAGUCGUUGUCAGAGAUUUAUUUGCUUUUAAUAAUUGUAUGUGAUUAUAACUUUUUCGGAUUGGGGGGAAUCAUGUUCAUAAUAUCGCAGUGUGUGAUUAUUCAUGAAAGUGAUAUAGGAUAAAAUAAAUUUGUUUAGCAUAUACUUUAUUUAAGGGGGUGAUAGAUGAUUGAAGUUACUGCUUUCAAAGACUGUUAUUUUCGAAUUUAUGUUGUUAAGAAAGUGUAAAUUGAGUGAUAAUUAUGCCCAAAUAAUAUUUGUUUGCGUGUCGGCAUUUUAAUAUUUAACGAGUCAUCUUCAAUCACCAACCAGUCAACAUUGUACCCUUUACAAAAUACUUGAUUCAGAUUAGGUGCUAAUAGCUCCUUGUAAUAACUUUAGUGAUAAAAUCCUCGUAUCAUGUAUAUCCAACUAAAAAUCUCAUGACACCUUUCCAAAGAAUAUCUAUCAUUUUAAAAAUCAUUAAAUAUUAAUCUUUCAAUCAUAUGAAAUAAAUUGUGGAAAAAUCUAGCAUUCUAAAGCAUCACAAUACUGAUUUUGUCUUAAAUAUGGAUAUAAAGGCAUAUUAUUAGCCUAGCCUAUAGUCUAUUAUUUCUUAAUAAUAUACUGAAACUAAAUCUCUACAAUAUACUGAAACUACACAUCUCUACAUUUAUUCUCUUAAAGAGUAAAAUUAUUUAUAAUUGGUAUGGAGAGAAUAAAUAAAACUCUUGUAGUUGACGACAUAUAUAAAUCAGUAAGAAAUUAUCGGCAAAUGAACAGUAAGCAUCAAACUAAUUAACAUAACUAAAGAUAUUGAUGUUGGAAAAAAAAUUAAAGAUAUUGAUACAAGAUAGUGGUACAAAAAUAGAGAAAGAUCAUUAAAAUAGAAAAAGAUAAGGACCUUUUAAACGAUAUAUAUAUGUAAAAAUCUAUCAUGGUUUAAACUCUUGUAGUUGACGACAUAUAUAAAUUUAUUGGUAAAAAACUAUGACAGUUUCUAAAAGAAAAAAUAUUAGUAUUAUAAUCAUGUAUUUAUUUUUAAUUUUCUUUAAAUAAUAGAACCAAUAAUCAAGUGACAAAUAUUUAUUUGGAGUUCUUAAAAAUAUCUUAAAAAUUCCCAAAUGAAUUUUUUUUGUCUCUUUUCUUUCAUCAGUUUUCAUUAAUUUUAAAUUUUUUUUAUUUUGAGAUAUUGUGUUUAGAAUUUGCAUAUGGGCAUGCUCUAAUGCAUUCAAACAAUUUCUUUUACCCAAUUCUCACAAUUCUAUGCAUUAUAUUUUUCAUAGUUUAUAAAACAUUAAAAUACAAAUAUUUGGUAUAAAUUACAAGACUUAAUUCAAUUUUGUUUCCAGUAACAAAAAAAAAGUCAAUUUUGUUUCAUUAUUGUUUCUGACGUAUUUUCACAAUUUUUGCAUGUUUCUGACGUAUUUUCACAAAUUUUUGCAUGUUUCUGAUCUAAUUGUUUUGGUAUAAGGUACUUGUUGUUACAUGGAAGGUCGGAAUUAAGGAGAAUAAUCGAGAAGAGACAUCAAACAAUAACAAAACUUAUAUUCUAAACCCACUUCCACCAAAAGUAUGUAGACAAGUUUUAAGUGAAACUUUGGUUUGGUGGGCGGAGGAAUAAAUAAAGCUGAACAUUUGUAUAUGAUCAAUCUCUCUCAUCUGUAAUUCGAUUUCACGAUGAAGGAACAUAUAAUGCAUGUAUGCAUCUUUCUGUCAAUCAUUUAGCUCACACUUUUAGUUCAGUUUUUCCUUUUUCGAUACUUGUUCCUUAUUUCCAAUAACAUUUUUUGUCUAAUUUUCGUUGCCGAUAUGUAUCAUAAUUCCUCCAUUCAAAAGACAUAUAUAUUUUUUUGACAACUAAAAGAAAUAGUAUUAAGUGUUAGAAAUUAAUAGAUUGAAUAAGAAGUACGGAACACACGCAUCGGCACAAGCCCUAGCCUUUCCUUGGCAAAAAGACAAGAUUUCCGCAAAUCAUUAUAUAAUAUUCAGUAAUUAACCAAGACAGAAAUGGUCAUUUUAUGUGUUGAGAAUAUAGUUCUCUUGAAUUAUAUACUAAUCUUCUCCUUUUCACUUUCAGAAAAAUUCUAUAUAUCUUGUACCUCUUUCCAAAUAUGUGUUUUAUAUAGUAACAACGUUAGCGUUAAGGUUCGCAGUUACCUGUCUAUGGGAUAAGUAAUUGAAUAAGAUGAUAUUCGCCAAUCAUGAGAUACUUUGAUUAUUUUUUAAUUUUAUUUUGUAAUAACUAUGGGCAAUAUAUCGUCCAUCCACAGUAACUAAGAGCAUAUAAGUUUUCUUGACAUCAAGAAUAUAUAAGUUUAUAAGUUUAGACUAUAGUAAUUGAAUGGUAUCUUAAUAUAUUACUAUACAUAUGAACUUAUGUCAAGACACUACGUACUCGAAUACACUUACAAUAAUUAAUUAAGAAGUCAUAUAGAGAUUACAGAGAUGCAUAGUAAUAUACCAAGACACUAUUCGAAUAGCCUUACAAAUACAACAAAAAAAACAAUUAAAAGGGUAAAUUCGUGAACUAACCAAGUUCUCGAUAAUCAUUAAGUAUAUAGCACCUAUAAUUGGAAAAUGAAGUGAAAACUAAAAUCAUUGUAUUCUUUUUUAUCUUUCCAGCUAUGAGCAGAAAAUUGUUAUACCAUUUGAUUAUUAUUCUAUUUUUUGAGAUAGCUAGUAUAAAUACCUAAUAUUAUACUAUAAAAUAUAUGAAUAUAUAUUGAUAGUUUCUUAAAUAAGAUUAAAUUAGACUGAGUAAUGAAAGAAAUUUAUGGGUAGACAACACAGAUAAAUGAUUGAAUACAUGCUAAAUUUUCAGAAUCUGAUUUUCCGAAUUGUAUAAAACUAGUAAAAAAUAGUAUAAACUUACUAUAGAAACUAUAAGAGAAAAUAUAUUAUUUUAUAAAUAUAUCAACGAAAAGAAUAGAACAACAAUAUGUUCUAUAUACUAUGACGAAAAAUUUAAUAACUAUUUAUUUAUUUAUUUAUUUUUAUCUGAUUAAAAAAAUUCAAAUCAUGUUAUAUAUAUUAAAAUAUUAUACUCUUUUCAGUUGAAUCUUCAAAUUGAUUUAUUAUAGAGCUUAGAAACUAUUUAGGAAAUAAUAUUGAAGGGGAAAGAAAUAAGUAAAAGAUAAAAAUAAAUAAAGAAAUAGUAAUAUAGUCUAUAAUAUAGAAAUGAUGAAGAAGAAUUUUUGUUUGAUUAGUUAAUGAAUUAUAAUUUGUUUAAUGUAUACAUGAUGCAAUUUCCCUAAAUACAGAGCAUGUCUUUUUCCUUUAAAAAGAAAAAAAUAUUGAGGAAUGCAUCCAUUUGUCAUCGAAAUAGGCUGAUACUCUAACGAAUACACAAUUUAUUUUUAUUUUUGUAGCAUUGUACAGAAUUCAUGUCCCUUACGUUGCAGGUUCCCAUCAUUUCUAUAUAUAUUCUCUUAUCUUUUAUACUUCUCCUUUUUGAUGUAAUGUGGAAUUAAUUAUCAAUAUUCUCUCUUCCCCUCCCCUAUAUAUAUGCUCACAUUUUCCACCAUUUCAGUAUUGCAUUGCCACUCAAAUUACCUAACAAAAGAAGCAAAUUAAAAGAUCAAUAUUUUCUCAGGAAGUAUUCCCCCCCCCCCCCCCCCAAAAAAAUAUAUAUAUAUAUAUAAAAAAAACAUAAAUGCAGAGGCAAGUGGCACUCAUUAAGCAGUCCCUCUUUGAUCAGGGAUUUCUCGACGAACAAUUCAUGGAGUUAGAAGAGCUCCAAGAUGAUGUAAACCCUAAUUUUGUUGAAGAAGUUGCCACAUUAUACUUCAAAGAUUCAGCUAGGUUAAUCAAUAGCAUUGACCAAGCGCUGGAAAGAGGAUCAUUUGAUUUCAAUCGGCUGGAUAACUACAUGCAUCAGUUUAAGGGCAGCAGCAGCAGCAUUGGUGCGAGUAAGGUGAAAACUGAAUGCACUAUGUUUAGGGAAUACUGCAGAGUUGGAAACGCCGAAGGAUGCUUGAGGACUUUCCAGCAAGUGAAAAAAGAGCACGCAACGUUGAGAAAGAAGCUUGAACAUUAUUUCCAGUUGGCAAGACAGGCGGGGCCUAAGGAGACAGCACGUAGGUCCAAGUAAGAGAGAGAGACAUUUGAGGAAUCGUCAGCGAUUUUUAUACUAGAAAUUACUAAUAAAAACAGUUCCUCAAUGUACGUUAUAAAGAAGAUCUUGGAUUUUAAUAUUAUGUAUGUUAAUAAACGGUCCAAACCUCUCCUAAAUUUUUUCCUUAUAUGGCCAAUAUUCUCCUUAGAGAUCAUAUAUUCAAGAUUACCUCUUAUUCG